GGAGGAUCGCCUAUUUUGGGACUCGCUGGUGUCCUCGAAAUUGCGGGAUGCAUCGACCAUUCCCGGCGCGAUGCUGGCCGUGGGACUCUCCCCGGCCGACGCGGCCCCGUAUUUGGCCGGGUCGCAGAGUGUGAGCAUAGCGUGCUUUAACAGUACGACCAACGUGACGCUGUCCGGGGAUGAGGCCGCCAUUGAUGCCCUAAAAGCCGUCCUUGACGCCGUGGGGAUCUUCGCCCGCAAGCUGCGGACCGGGGUCACCUACCACCCCCACCACUUGCACUCGGUGACGGAUGCGUACGCGGAGACCAUUGGUGAGGUCGAGCCCGCGGAGAAGUACAGUAGCAGCAAUCGCAGCAGCAGGGUCAUCAUGGUCUCGACCGUCUCGGGCCAGCGGGUCCCCGCCGAGACGCUGCGCGAGGGCAGCUACUGGGCGAGCAACCUGGUGCGGCCCGUUCGCUUCCUCCAGGCCUUCCGGGGUCUGCUGAGCAAGCGAGGGGUCGUCAAGAAGCUGGACGGCAGCCACCGGCUCCUGAUGGACAUCACCUACUGUCUGGAGAUCGGUCCCCACGGGGCCCUGCGUGGUCCCACUCAGGAGAUCCUCCAGGCGCAGGACCAGACGAUGAGCUACCUCGCCCCGCUGCAGCGAGGCCUGGCCGGAGUGAACUCUCUCCUCCAGGCGGAUGAAGAGGAGGAGAAAGUAAGGGUGAUGCCGCCUUCUGCGUUGGUCUCGCUGGCCGACCUGCCCUCAUACGCCUGGGAUCACUCCCGGAACUACUUUCUUGAAAGUCGAACGAGCCGCAACCAUCGGCUCCGCAACGAACCGCGGUCAAAGUUGCUUGGAGAGACCGCGGUGGACUGGAACCCGCUGGACGCGCGCUGGGGCAACUUCCUCAUACGCUCCGAACAUCCGUGGAUCGAGGACCAUCGCAUCAACGGCACCGUCCUCUUCCCGGCCGCCGGCAUGAUGGCGAUGGCCGUCGAGGCCAUGCAGCAGCAGGGACAGCACCUCGCCGACGACCGAGCGAUCCUCGGCUAUGAGCUUUGCGAUAUCAGCCUCAGCACCGCGCUAGUCAUCCCUGACCACGAGCGGGGCGUGGAGGUGCAAUUCUCCCUACGCUGUCAACCGGGUGGAGGGGACCCCGGCAGCGGGCGAGACCACCGCGGCUGGUGGUCGGAUUUCCGGCUGUGCGCGUACCUGGAGGGGAGCGAAUGGGAGGAGAUCUGCAGCGGCGCCAUCCGCGUCGAUUUCGGCGUCGCCCCGUCCGGGAUUGGCACCCAGCGCGUCGCGGAGGCCCGCCAGCACCAGCGCAGCACAAAAGACGGCCGCCCCCGGCAGCCCGAUCGUUAG
Messenger RNA from Aspergillus uvarum CBS 121591, 1348 nucleotides. RefSeq lists its product as uncharacterized. Gene Ontology annotation, biological process: secondary metabolite biosynthetic process; fatty acid biosynthetic process. The transcript is spliced from 2 exons. Gene Ontology annotation, molecular function: fatty acid synthase activity. The coding region runs from base 71 to 1348 and encodes 425 amino acids. The record is from RefSeq and is a predicted model, not a curated record. NCBI's taxonomy places the organism in Eukaryota, Fungi, Ascomycota, Eurotiomycetes, Eurotiales, Aspergillaceae.